Messenger RNA from Myzus persicae (green peach aphid), 1517 nucleotides. Its product is annotated as major facilitator superfamily domain-containing protein 6-like protein B. The annotation marks the transcript as partial. Gene Ontology annotation, cellular component: membrane. The transcript is spliced from 4 exons. The record is from RefSeq and is a predicted model, not a curated record. NCBI's taxonomy places the organism in Eukaryota, Metazoa, Arthropoda, Insecta, Hemiptera, Aphididae.
UAUGACAUUAAUAUUUUUGUAAUUAAUUGGCAUAUAUUUUGGUUUUCAGAAGACAAACCUGAGGAUUAUGGAAAACAAAAGUGUUGGUCAUCAUUUGGAUGGGGCAUUUUUUCCAUAUUCAUCGGCUGGCUUGUGGAUUGGUUUAGCAUCAAUAAGAAGGAAAAAGAUUACUCACCAGUUUUUUAUUCUUGUAUUUUACUCACGAUUUGUAAUUUAUUUGUCGUAAAUAAACUCAAGGUAACUGAAACAAAAAAGUCUAAAGGAAAAUGGAAGAGUAUAUAUGGGCUGUUUACCAAACAUUAUGUCGUUGUAUUUUUUAUAUGGGUGGUAUCAAAUUCAUUUCUCCACACAAUUAUUACACAUUUUCUAUUCUGGUACAUGGAGGAUUUAGUUAUGGCAAACAAUGACCACAGCCAACGGGCGUGGCUGAAAACGCUCCAAGGUCUGGCUCAAGGCAUCCAAUGUUUUGGCGGUGAAAUACCGUUUUAUUUCUGGUCCGGUUGGAUAAUCAGAAAGAUGGGCCACAUCAACUGCAUGGCUUUGGUGUUGGGAGCCAUGGCGAUCAGGAUGUAUCUUUACACGGUCAUCUGGAACCCAGCCUGGAUCAUUGCGAUAGAGCUAUUGAAUGGCGUGUCGUACGCACUGGGAGCGUCGGUGAAAAUGUCGUAUGCAAAAAUUAUGUCACCCGAGGACACCACGAACACUGUAAUCGGGAUAAUAGGGCUUUUCGAUUGCAUUGGUGAAUCUUUAGGUAGUCUACUGGGUGGAUAUCUAUUCUAUUCAUACGGUGGAGUGUGGUCAUUUCGAUUUUUCGCCUACAGUUCGGCUACGAUAUGCUUUUUAAACAUACUAUGCAAUCGUAUUGGACUGACUAAAGAUUUGACAAAAUGUAAAUUUGUUGCUGUGUCUGUGACGGAAAACAAUAAAAACGAUGACGUUGAUCGCAAACCCUAAUUUAAUGUUUUUUAAUAUGUAAAUUUAAAAAAAAAUUGUAAAAAUAAGUUCUGGAAUGUUAUAAAGCGGAAAAUUAUAAUUACAUAAUACAAUAACCAAUACAUUUUUGCUUGGUGAUUAUGUAUACUACAACAACGAAUAAGGGACCACCAAAUAAUUGAAAAUUGAGUAUUGCAAAUAAAUUGUAGAUUUUCUAUUUUUACAUACAAUUUUGUUAGAACAAGAGUUCAUGAAAGUAUUGAUUUUACAAUAAUGAUUGUUUCUUUUACAUAUCCACGAUAACUGAUAAGUUGUUGAAAUAAUGUUUCGAUUUUUAACCAGUAUAAUGUGUAACACUAAAAAAGGUGAAAUGUCCUUACCGUCUAAGAAAUUAAAAAUCGAGCUUUUCAAAUAAUAAAGAAUUAUUGUUUUGUGAAUAUUUAAUUGAUUUACAAGUUUGUUAUGUUAAAAACCACUGAAUAUUAAAUAUUGUAAAAAGUUGAAUAUCAUAAGAUUGUAAAAAAUUAAUGUUACUCCGCGUUAAUUUUUUUUUUUUUUGUAAAAGAUAGAAAAGCUGUAAGGCA